GUGAGGUGCAAUCAUCAUGAUGAAGGCUGAGCAAUUCGAGUUGUAUCCGUACUAUUGGAUCUGUCGGUGUCUGGGCAUCUUUUGCAUAGAGUACGAUCCUCGGAGGGCGCGCUUUCGAUUGCAUCGCAGCAUCGUUUGCUAUGCGAUGCAUGUGGCAAUGCAAAUUUACUUGAUCAGUUGUAUGGUGAUCUUGGUGAGUUUUUGGACCUUUUGCUUCAAUAGCGCAAUGACCGCAACGGGCAAUCACUAUGAGCGCUUUGUGCUCUUCUCGGCCAUAGUCAUACAAUUUGUGCAGAAUGCUUGGCUCCUAUGGCUGCAGACGCUGCAAAUAAAUGUUGUGCGGCAAGUGGAGCUAUAUAAGCGAAAAUAUUUGAUGGGCCGACGCCUGAAGCUGCCGCAACGUCUGUUUCUGGUUUUGGUAUUUUUCAAUAUCAUCUACUUUAGCAACUUCCUGAAUGCCUGCUUUACCGAUUGGCUUGCCAACAUAUCGGCUUUGUUCAAAUUCAGCACAAUUGGCUUUCUCUUGCGCGCCCUCACGAGCAGCUUCAUUCAGGGCAUCUAUGUGUCUCUCAUUCAUGUCAUACGACAUUUGCUGAAAGCCAAUCAGGCGCAGUUAACCGCCUUGGUUCAUCAGCUGCAGCAGCCCAAGCGCAGCUGCAGCGCCAUUUUGCGUUUGCGCGCCUGCCUCGAUAUGCACGAUCGUCUGCUUGUCCUCUGCACGGAUGAGGUCAGCGUGGUGUACGGCUUCAGCAUUUGGCUUUGCAUGCUCUUUUCCUCAUUGGACGCAUCGAGCAUAUUAUAUAUCAUAAUGGUCACAGACACGAACAACUCUCUGUGGGAACAUAUAUUCAAGUCGCUAAUUUGGCUCUCACCCACAAUUAUGACAGCGGCUACAGCUCUAUUUAGCGAUACGGUUCAUGUGCAGGCCAAUAAAACCGCCAAAAUACUAGCAAAAAUACCCAGAACUGGAUCUGGACUUGAUAAAAUGGUUGAAAAAUUCUUGCUCAAGAAUUUGCGACAACAGCCCAUACUUACAGCCUAUGGAUUUUUUGCACUCGAUAAAAGCACCCUCUUUAAGCUCUUUACAGCCAUAUUUACAUAUAUGGUAAUAUUGGUGCAGUUCAAGGAGAUGGAAAACUCAACCAAAUCUUUGCAGAAGGCAUAA
Molecule: messenger RNA, 1165 nt
Organism: Drosophila hydei
Lineage: Eukaryota; Metazoa; Arthropoda; Insecta; Diptera; Drosophilidae
Gene: Gr39a
Product: gustatory and pheromone receptor 39a
Exons: 4
Coding region: 17-1165 (382 amino acids)
Biological process (GO): sensory perception of taste
Cellular component (GO): neuronal cell body; dendrite; membrane
Source: RefSeq, a predicted model, not a curated record